Molecule: messenger RNA, 1182 nt
Organism: Penicillium macrosclerotiorum
Lineage: Eukaryota; Fungi; Ascomycota; Eurotiomycetes; Eurotiales; Aspergillaceae
Product: serine/threonine-protein kinase
Exons: 4
Coding region: 1-1182 (393 amino acids)
Biological process (GO): protein phosphorylation; cellular response to oxidative stress
Molecular function (GO): ATP binding; calcium/calmodulin-dependent protein kinase activity
Source: RefSeq, a predicted model, not a curated record
AUGCUAAACAAGCUGUCUGGGCAGCCAGAGAGCUACGAGAAGAAGGCCCUCUAUAAGUUCGGUCGAACGCUCGGCGCGGGCACAUAUGGCAUUGUUCGCGAAGCAGAGUCCAACACUGGUGAAAAGGUCGCAGUCAAGAUCAUCCUGAAGAAAAAUGUCCGUGGAAAUGAGAGCAUGGUCUAUGAUGAGCUGGAGAUGUUGCAGAAGCUCAAACACCCUCAUAUUGUCUCGUUUGUGGAUUGGUUUGAGUCCAAGGACAAAUUCUAUAUUGUCACACAACUAGCUACGGGUGGCGAACUAUUCGAUCGGAUUUGCGAGUAUGGAAAGUUCACUGAAAAAGAUGCGUCGCAAACCAUUCGCCAGGUGCUUGACGCUGUCAACUAUCUGCACCACCGAAAUAUCGUUCAUCGAGACCUCAAGCCCGAGAAUCUUCUUUAUCUCACACGUGCCGCCGACUCUGAAUUAGUUCUGGCAGACUUUGGCAUUGCCAAGAUGUUGGAGAGUCCCUCCGAAGUCCUUACCAGCAUGGCGGGUUCCUUUGGGUAUGCCGCUCCCGAGGUCAUGCUUAAGAAGGGCCACGGCAAGGCUGUCGACAUGUGGUCGUUGGGUGUGAUCACUUAUACACUCCUGUGUGGCUAUUCUCCCUUCCGCUCCGAGAAUCUGACCGACUUGAUCGAAGAAUGUCGCGCGGGCCGCAUCAUCUUCCACGAGCGUUACUGGAAGGAUGUCUCCCAAGAUGCCAAAGAUUUCAUCCUCACUCUCCUCCAGCCAGACCCCAGCAAACGAGUCAGCUCUGAUGAGGCUCUUAAGCAUGACUGGCUGACUGGUGAAUCUGCCAGCGACCGUGAUCUGCUGCCCGAGAUUCGCGCCUACAUUGCGCGUGCUCGUCUCAGACGUGGAAUCGAGAUUGUCAAGCUUGCCAACCGGAUUGAACAACUUAAGAUGCAUGACGAAGAGGAAGGCGAAGAUAUUCCCAGCGCAGUCGAUAUGGCGGGGUCCUCUGGAACUUCAGUCGCAGAUGAUGAGAAUGGCACCGCUCCUACUACGAAGAAGCGCAGUCUCAGCAAGGUUGCUCGUGGUGCUAUAUUCCGAGAAGUUGUUCUAGCCAAGGUGCGCGAGGCCAAGGAAAAUGAGGAGCGGGAAAAGAUGGAGCGUGAGGCUCGUGAGAAGACUCAUACCUAA